GGGUUAAAAAGCCCAUCUAGCUACCGACGUAGUUUCGUUCUGUUUCUUUAUAAAAGCAUAGGCUGAAACGUCUUCGGAACCGAAAUAGAUAAACCUAGCGCCGCCAGACCAAGUUAUCUUCAACCGAAUUCUGUUCGAGUUAAUGAAUGUAAUGUGUGACUGAGCAAGAGAAACAUUGUAGAAAUGGAAUCUCCAAAUAUUACUUUACCGACGGCUGGACCAAAACCAUCGAAAAAAAUGAAGCUACCAACGGCGAAGGAGUUGAUAUCGCACUAUGAGUCACGGGGUAUGGACUCGCAAGAAGCCUCAAUGAAGGUCAUUGAGGAUCUUCAGAAGGCGUUGUUUUCGGUUGUAUCCUCUGGUAGAGGUAAACACGAUAAGCUAUUGACAGAGUCUUCUAGGAAGAUUGAUGCAAUUAGUAAUAGACUCACUAUUUUAGACAUGAAGCUUGAUUCUAAGCCUGGGUAUAUUGAAACUUUUGCAAUUGGGCUUGCAUCCGGUGCUGCCCUAAAAGGAAUUGGGGCUCUUGUGCCUCAUGUCAUUGCCCCUCUUGGUAACAUAUGGAACUCUGUUUCCAGUGCUAUCCAAUCCUCACCUCAAUGAUGUAUAAUUUCUCAUUAUUUGUUUAACUAUUAAUUUGUAGAAUAGUUUUAUAUUAGAAAAAAACCAUGUUGCUAAUUUGCCUGAUUGAUUAUAUGAAUUGUUUGCUCAAGGAAUAUGUAUCACUCUUGGCCAUCGAUUAAAAUA
Cajanus cajan (pigeon pea) is the source of this 747-nucleotide messenger RNA. RefSeq names its product ribosomal protein-like protein. The record is from RefSeq and is a predicted model, not a curated record. NCBI's taxonomy places the organism in Eukaryota, Viridiplantae, Streptophyta, Magnoliopsida, Fabales, Fabaceae.